AGCGCUUAGCAGCGUGAGGGGUCUCGGCGCCGCGCGCCUCCGCCGGUCGGAGCCGGCGCGUUUCGCGAGCACGACGGCUAAAACCGGCCUGCGGUUGCGCAGCGACGCUUGCCCCUCCACCCCAUCACCCACCGCGCAACAGUCAUGGCCGUACCCGCCGCCUCAGCAUCGCCAGCGGUUGCGAUCGUGCAGCUCCUCGAUGGCGCGGCCGCCGCCGAGGACAGCGCUGCAACCCCUGCCUUUGCCGACCCGGCCGACAUUCCCAUGCUGCGCCACGCCCGCCUGGCGCCGGCGCGCCUGGAGCAGCUCCUCGCCGCCGCGGGCCGCGAGCGCGACGACCCGCCGCCGCCGCCGCGGCCCGACGAGUGCUGCGGCAGCUCCUGCUCGCCCUGCGUCAAGCAGCUCUGGAGCGAGGAGCUGCGCGCGUGGAAGGAGCGCUGGGGCGUCGGCGCGGCGGCUGCGGCGCGCCGCGCGGCCAAGGCUGAGGCACGUCUGGCUGUCGGCGUGGCGAAGGCAGGCAAAGCGGGCGUGCAGCGAACGCAGGAACCGUCCGAGACAGGCACCAUGCCGGGUGCCUUCGACUGGUGAUGGGGACCGCAGCGCAUCAGCCUGGCUUUGCAGAAGCCAGGCAGGAGAGCUUUGCUGCAACACAAGGUGCCAUCUCGGCAACCUACGCCUCUCAGCCACAUCGGCAGGCUUGCCAAUGGCCCGCAAGCUCCAUCGCCGACACCUGACAGCCGACACCCGGCGAAAUGGGAAGCGCGCAUCGCUUCGUGGCACGGCCUCUGAGCCAUCGCACCUGAUCGCCCACGGCGAAGGCGACUAGCAUCUGCGCAACACACCAAGCAGCAGACAGCGUGUCCCGCUCGCGUCUCUCCGCCCGCGCAUGGCUCCAAUGCAGACGCUUCUGCACCGCAUCCGCGAAUACGCAUGUCUCGUCCCGCUCGACACCAUGCGUCAGCCGGGCUCCCCACCUGGCCUCGGCAGCCGAACCAAGAGCGGCUUACAGCGAGCGCCGGCCGCGCACUAGGUCUAGGGAAUGAUAUUCAUGCUGUAUCCA
This is a messenger RNA of Tilletiopsis washingtonensis, 1060 nucleotides long. RefSeq lists its product as hypothetical. NCBI's taxonomy places the organism in Eukaryota, Fungi, Basidiomycota, Exobasidiomycetes, Entylomatales. The record is from RefSeq and is a predicted model, not a curated record. Bases 145 to 588 code for a protein of 147 amino acids. The transcript has a single exon.